This is a messenger RNA of Fusarium graminearum PH-1, 561 nucleotides long. RefSeq lists its product as uncharacterized. Bases 1 to 561 code for a protein of 186 amino acids. NCBI's taxonomy places the organism in Eukaryota, Fungi, Ascomycota, Sordariomycetes, Hypocreales, Nectriaceae. The record is from RefSeq and is a predicted model, not a curated record. The transcript is spliced from 3 exons.
AUGCAUAUCUCUCUUUCUCUGCUUUGCACCGCUGCCUUGGCUGCUGCCCACGGCUACGUCGAGACUGCCACCAUCGGGGGCCAGACGUACCAGUUCUACAACCCCUACCAAGACCCAUACAUGAACCCUCUUCCCAAGCGUAUCUCUCGCGCUAUUCCCGGUAACGGCCCUGUAGAGGACGUUACUUCCAUUGAUAUGCAGUGUAAUGGAUACACUGCCGGUGGUAUCAAGGGCAGCCAGCCCGCUGCUCUCCACGCCGAGGCCGCAGCUGGAUCAACUGUCAACUUGAAGUGGACUCUCUGGCCUGACUCCCACGUUGGACCUGUCUUGACUUAUAUGGCUCGCUGUCCCGACUCUGGUUGCGAUGCUUGGAUGCCUGGUACUGAGAAGGUGUGGUUCAAGAUCCAGGAGGCUGGACGUGAUGGAACCAGCAACAACUGGGCUUCUUCCGUUAUCAUGAAGGCUGGCAACAGUGGCGUCAACUACACCAUUCCCCAAUGCAUCAAGCCCGGCUACUACCUUGAGCCCAGUUCUACCCUGGAUGCCAUCAGCUCAAGGUGA